UGUCGUGUGUGUGUGUGUGUUUGUCGACUGUUUUCCGUUUGGGCUUUUGACUGGGAAAGCGAUGGAAAAUGACGCGAGGGGUCAGUUUUCCGAGUUUAUUUUCAUGUGGGGUUUCUUCCCUCCCUUACCUACUUGGACCUGGAUAAGUAGCCAUUAGGAGUUUAUAAGAUAGGAAAUGGAUAUCACACACGAAAGAACGGUUUCCGUCGAUGACGAUGUCGGAAGCCUUGUUCCUGAGCUCAGCUCAACUAAAACUAGCCAUCUCGAAGAAGUGAUGAACCAAGAAUUGUUCAGGGCGGGCAGAAUUCUGACGAGGGUGGAAUUGGAUUUAGCGUGCUGUUCAGAGAAGUUGGUGAAUCUAAGUGUUCUCACGAUGCACUUGGGCGCGAGGGAAAGCGACUUCGAAUCAUUCGCUUCUGAGAAGGUACCCUCGGGAAUUGAUUCUGCUGAGAAGGCUAUGGAGUUUGAUCUCUUGUCGGCAAUCUGUGAUUCAGAGGUGAACGAGCUUGAAAACCUUAUCAAGCAUCUCCAGACAGAAAUCCAAGGUGCUAGUGACAUGAUAUCUCCAUUUCAAGACGUGGAGGAAGCCUUCUCGGAGAUGUUGGAGAAGUUGCGUGAUGCUGAACAAGCUUCACGCGAGUCAUUGAAUCAAGUUUUGGAAAUGAAGAUACAAUCUGCUAAUUUUCAGAGGAUAUCGUCUGGUAUGAACGGAGUUGGAGCUUGGGCUGGAGGUCAAGCCGGAGAAUUUCAACAUGACGGCGAGUUUGGUGAUAUGAGCUUUAAGAUUAAGAUGCAGACUGCUGACCAGCAAAGAAACUUUUUGAGGAUGCUGGAGAAAUCUCUGGCCAAAGAGAUGGAACUCGAGAAGAAAUUAACUGAAUCAAGACAAACAGAAAAAGAACUGAGAAUGAAGCUAUACUCUUCUGAGCAGGAUGUUUUCUACAUGGAAGAAGAAGCCCAAGAGGCUUAUUUGAGGUGGUUUGAGGCAGAUAAUGCUGCCGAAGUCUUUAAGGGAACUUCAAAAGAGCUAUCUGGAAAACUGCAGAUUCUUCAGUUCAAUCUAAGCGGCUCUUUUAAGCGGGAAGACAACUUGAAAUCUGAGCUAAUGGAUUCAAAGGAACGGCUGGAAGCGAAAGAAAGUGUCCUGCAAAAGCUUGAUAGCAGCAACACGAGAGUCCAUGACUUCCUCAUGGCACAAGCAGAAGGGUUAAAGGAAAGUUUGAGAGAAGCUGAGGACAAACUGGUUCUGUUUGAAUCCGAGAAUAUGACGUUACGGGAAACAAUCAGCUCUCUAGAGGAACAGCUGAAAGAAUAUGAGCUCCAAGCAAAAGAUUCCGUUUGUGGAAGUCAACAGCAGGAUAGAAGGGAUCUGGAAUGUAACGUCGAGGAACUGAAAGAAAAACUAACCAAAGCUGAAGCCAGAAUUGUGGAUGCUGAAUCCAAGUCUAAACAGCUAAAUGAAAGUGAUAAGGAGCUUAGUGACGAGUUGGAGCUUUUCAAAGCUAAGGGUUUGACUGUGGAGAAGCUGGAAUCAGUAGAGAAACGGUUAAGAGAUUCGGAUAUUCAGCUAGAACAUGCAAUGGCAGCUGUUGAAGCAAGUCAAGAGAAGCAGAACUUGUUGAUUGCUACUGUGUCUGAUAUGGGGAAUGUAAUAGAGGACCUGAAAUUGAAAGUUCUGAGGGCGGAAAACCGGGCUGACAGUGCGAAAGAUAAGCUGAUCGUAGUUUCCGAUUAUAACACAGAGCUCAAUGAGGAAGUAAAAUUUUUGAGAGGCAGAUUGAAAGAACUAGAGCAGUCUUUACACCAGGCGGAAGAAGUAAAAACGCAAACUGCUAAAGAUAUCGGUGUUCGUAACAAGAUAAUGAGAAACUUGGUCAUGCAGCUGGCCGUCGAACGAGAACGGAUUCAUCGGCAGAUAUCUACAUUGUCAGUAGAGAAUAGUGUGCUGGUGGCGAAUUUGAGACAGGCCGGUAAAAGGGAUGGUUUCCCACAAAAACCUGACCAGAGUUCUGCAGUGUCUCACGACAGAGGAAGCAGAUCACGAGAUACGGUCACAUCAGCUACCAGUUCAGAGGGAGAGAGGAUGAGAGGGUCAGACGCAAGCAGUGUGAGAAGAUUAGAUGCAGGAGCUCUUGGGUUCAAGCGCAUCGUCUUGGCCAUUCUCGUGCUCAUCUUGUCGGCUGCUGCUUACUCUUCUCUCCGACCAGACCCCCCGUUUUAAAAGUCCCCACCAAAAGAAAAAAAAUACGCCUCCUCUCAUCACACUCUCCUUAGUAAUAACUCCUGACAAAGGUUCUGUCUUCUUGCUUUUUUUCUUUUCCUCUUUUUUUUUUUUUUUUUUUGGGUUUUAUAGACCUCAAAGGUUUUUUUUUAUAAUUUAGAAAUUGAAGUGAACGGUAGCUGUAUUUUUCUGCGUCAUUACAUAAUGCUGGUGUUGUUUAUUUGGAAG
This is a messenger RNA of Tarenaya hassleriana, 2449 nucleotides long. Its product is annotated as WPP domain-interacting tail-anchored protein 1-like. The transcript has 5 exons. Lineage: Eukaryota; Viridiplantae; Streptophyta; Magnoliopsida; Brassicales; Cleomaceae. The record is from RefSeq and is a predicted model, not a curated record. The coding region runs from base 176 to 2221 and encodes 681 amino acids.